AAACCAAACACACACUACAUGACAACUAAUCUAUUUUGAAACAUGUAUCAAUAGUCUCUAUGCAUCCAACGACACAAUAUUUUUCUUUUUUUUUAUAGUACUUCGUAGAGUUGCGCUUUUUUUUUACUCCAACCUUAUGAGUAUUUUUGUAUGAUAGAUUACAUACAUAGGCAUGAAUUUAGGAGCGAAAAGAAACCGUAAUCGUAUUUUGUGCCGCUACUCAACAAACCCCCGCUCUCCUUAAGAUCUACUCUUUCCCUCGCCGAUAACCGUCGCCGUCGUUCCAUCACUACUCGCCGUCCUUUUCCUCUCUUUCCAUUCUUCAAUUUCGUCUUCACAUUGCGUGCCCUAGGGUUAUUUCUCAUCUCGUGUUCGAUCGUUUUAGCUUCCAAAUCGAAACCGCGCUUGAAUUGUAUCAUCCAUUUUUCCUCUCAUCAUUCAGAACUUGUUGCUGAAGUUGUUACAUGAUAGAUGGGAACGCGACCGCAGCAAUCGCGUGUAGAUGAAGACGACGAGGAACUGCUUGGUUGUGGAACUACGAUUUCGGGCCAAUCAGGCUCGACUAGCCGGAGUGCUGGGUUGGGGACUACCGCCGGUGAUAAUGCUGCUCUCAAAUUAAACCAUCUUGACAUACAGGAUGAUGAUGCUGCAUCACAGGGAGCAGUUGCUAGCAAGAAGAAAAAGAGAGGCCAACGGGCUGUUGGGGGCGAUAAGAGUGGAAGAGGGCUUCGCCAAUUUAGUAUGAAAGUGUGUGAGAAGGUAGAAAGUAGAGGAAGAACAACUUACAACGAGGUGGCAGAUGAACUUGUGGCCGAGUUUUCUGAUCCAAGCAAUAGUGUUUUGACCCCUGAUCAGCAACAAUAUGAUGAGAAAAACAUCCGUCGAAGGGUCUAUGAUGCUCUGAAUGUUCUCAUGGCUAUGGAUAUUAUAUCCAAGGAUAAAAAGGAAAUACAAUGGAAGGGUCUUCCUCGUACCAGUCUGAAUGAUAUUGAAGAACUAAAGACAGAGCGUCUUGGGCUCAGGAACAGAAUUGAAAGGAAAACAGCCUAUCUGCAGGAGCUUGAGGAGCAAUUUGUAGGUCUUCAGAAACUCAUUCAACGAAAUGAGCAAUUAUGUAGCUCAGGAAAUCCUCCCAGUGGAGGUGUAUCUUUACCUUUUAUUCUCGUACAGACACGUCCUCAUGCAACUGUUGAAGUGGAAAUAUCAGAAGACAUGCAGCUUGUUCAUUUUGAUUUCAACAGUUCUCCUUUUGAGCUGCAUGACGACAAUUAUGUUCUCAAGGCAAUGAAUUUUUGUGAGAGUGAGAGACCACAGAGUGACAAUGUCACACACAAUAUCGUGAAUGGAGGGGAAGGUUCUAGCAUGUCGGGCAUGUAUCAGUCACAGGUUCCUCGUUCAGUUUCAAACAUGUCAGUUAGGCCUCCCACAUCACCUCCACUCCCUGGAAUAUUAAAGGCAAGAGUUAAGCAAGAGCAUUGAUCUGCAAGCUUAUGAUAUCAUCUUACCUUAAUUAAGCAUGCCUGUAUAUUUUGUAAAGAGAUAUACCGAACUGUAGACCUUCAUAAUAGUUAGUCACCGGUACAUCUUUGGUAGACCAGAAGCGGUUCGAUCUGUUUGCUUCUUUAUUGUUUAGGGUAGACUGGCAAAUUCAUUGGCUACUACCAUCUAUCACCUACGACCUUUUCGCCACAUAUUUUUCCGGUAACUUCCCCCUCAUGUAGUAAGAGAAUUCAGUUGUAAUAAAUUGGUUACUACCUUGAUAGCAUAUGAUGAUUACUUCCAUGAUUCACUGAUUUGCAGUGUAAAUGUUUUCCAGUUUAUGAUUGGUAUUUGGACCAA
Lathyrus oleraceus (garden pea) is the source of this 1839-nucleotide messenger RNA. RefSeq names its product transcription factor-like protein DPB. Gene Ontology annotation, biological process: regulation of cell cycle; regulation of transcription by RNA polymerase II. NCBI's taxonomy places the organism in Eukaryota, Viridiplantae, Streptophyta, Magnoliopsida, Fabales, Fabaceae. Gene Ontology annotation, molecular function: RNA polymerase II transcription regulatory region sequence-specific DNA binding; DNA-binding transcription factor activity, RNA polymerase II-specific. The record is from RefSeq and is a predicted model, not a curated record. Gene Ontology annotation, cellular component: transcription regulator complex; nucleus. The transcript has 9 exons. The coding region runs from base 472 to 1479 and encodes 335 amino acids.